AUGAGAAAUCAUACAGCAAUAACAACAUUCAUCCUGCUGGGAUUGACAGAUGAUCCAAAACUACAAGUUCUAAUUUUCAUAUUUUUGUUUCUCACUUACAUGUUGAGUGUGGCUGGGAACCUCACCAUUAUCACACUCACACUUUUGGAUUCUCAUCUUAAAACUCCCAUGUAUUUUUUCCUCCGAAAUUUCUCUUUCCUGGAAGUCUCAUUCACCACUGUUUGUAUUCCCAGAUUCCUAUUCCUGUACAGCAUGACAACUGGCGACAACACUGUUACUUACAAUGCUUGUUUCACCCAGGUAUUUUUUGUUGUCCUCUUUGGAGCAACAGAAUUUUUUCUCCUAGCUGCCAUGUCCUAUGACUGCUAUGUGGCCAUCUGUAAGCCCCUACACUACACAACCAUCAUGAGCAACAGAGUAUGUACUAUACUUGUCCUCAGCUGUUGGUUUUCUGGCCUGCUGAUCAUCCUCCCCCCUGGCUUAGGCCUCCAGCUACAAUUCUGUGACUCAAAUGAGAUUGAUCACUUUGGCUGUGAUGCAUCUCCCCUUCUACAGAUAACCUGCUCAGACACAGUGUUUUUAGAGAAAAUAGUCUUGACUUCUGCCAUACUGACACUAAGUAUUACCUUGGUGUGUGUCACUCUCUCCUACACAUACAUCAUCAAGACCAUUCUAAAAUUUCCUUCUGCCCAACAAAGGAAAAAGGCCUUUUCCACCUGCUCCUCCCACAUGAUUGUGGUUUCCAUCACCUAUGGCAGCUGCAUCUUCAUCUAUGUCAAGCCUUCAGCAAAGGAAGGAGUGGCCAUUAACAAGGUGGUGUCCAUCCUCACUACUUCAGUUGCCCCUUUGCUUAACCCUUUCAUCUAUACACUUCGAAACAAACAAGUAAAAGCAGCUUUCAAAGACACAGUAAAACGGAUUGUGUUUCUCUCAAAGAACUGA
Urocitellus parryii (Arctic ground squirrel) is the source of this 942-nucleotide messenger RNA. Its product is annotated as olfactory receptor 6C2-like. Gene Ontology annotation, molecular function: G protein-coupled receptor activity; olfactory receptor activity. Gene Ontology annotation, cellular component: membrane. Gene Ontology annotation, biological process: G protein-coupled receptor signaling pathway. NCBI's taxonomy places the organism in Eukaryota, Metazoa, Chordata, Mammalia, Rodentia, Sciuridae. The record is from RefSeq and is a predicted model, not a curated record.